This is a messenger RNA of Didymodactylos carnosus, 1161 nucleotides long. The record is from the annotation of a GenBank genome assembly. NCBI's taxonomy places the organism in Eukaryota, Metazoa, Rotifera, Eurotatoria, Philodinida, Philodinidae.
AUGCGUAUUUGUGGUCGUCGAUGGCUUGAUGAUCGUCCAUAUGUUCAUGUACAAGAUGAAUUCCAAAGAUACUACAAUGACAGUUAUGAUAAACAAUCGAAUCAUGACAGUUGGUCUCUACAAGUUGCAAUGGUCGUAGUUGAACAAUCAUUUAUAAAUAAAGCCCCCAGGAAAGGACGUUUUAAUAGUGGCCUUGAUCCACAAUUAUUCGAGGACCAAUCAGAAAAAUUAGUUCAACGGAAAGACGAACGGGCAACAUAUGCUGCAAUGGAUGUUCUUGCUGUACAACGUUUAUUAAAAUUAACGAACAUCAGCGCACAAUGUCAACGUGCUGCAUCAACAAAUACACAGCCGCAAACCUCGAACGUCACUGAAUCAACACUAUCACUUAUGCAACCGUCUCCAGCAACCGUAUUACUAAUAUCGUCAACAAUUCUCCAAUCUACAAUAGAUCAAUAUGAAAAUAUUUCCGAUGAAGAGGAACAAAAACGACCUCUGACAACGAUAUAUGAAGAUCUUUCAGGAGACGCUGACAUUGCAUUACCGUCACCACAACCGCAAUUUUACAACGAAAUUUCAGCACUACGAUUAGAAACACCUCCACAAACCAUCAAUACCGAAACUCAAGAAAGUCUGAUUAUAAUGGCACCAGAUGAAGAUUCACUGUUAGAACCAGUUUUGUCCUCACGACCACAAGUUGCUAAAAUAUCAUCUCGGCCCUCUUCACCUCUAUCUCCUUGUUCGCCAUUAUCAGAAAAUCAGCAGUUACCAUCACACGGUAAAUUAAAAUCUAAACCUAAAUUGACUGAUGAACAACGACGUCAAAAAAAUAAAAGAAUGACACAAAAACAACGUAAACGACAGAGGAAAAACGAAAUAGUGUUAAACAACCUUGAUUAUCGAUUUUCAUUUCAUCAUAUUAAAGAACUCUUAGACACUGCAAAUGUCCCUUACGCUAAUCUAAAUACAGCACAUCGUAAUAAAAAUCGACAUCUUUUUAUCGCACUUCACGACGAUACGCAACGACAGAAGUAUUCGAAACUGUUAACCAAAUACUGGUUCUCUCGUCAACAUUGGGAAGAUUUACAUCCACCUCCCACACACAGUCAUAGUUCAACAUUCACAACAAUCGAUUAUUCACGGUAUCACAGACAUCGAUAA